GGGUUUUUGUUGUCAUCGCAAAGAGAGUGUUGUUCUCAGAGCCGCUUCUGCCUCUCGCUUCAGUUUGGUGUUUGCCACUCCCAACCUCUCUCAACCAUGGCCGUCGGAAAGAACAAGAGAAUCUCAAAGGGCAAGAAGGGAGGAAAGAAGAAAGCAGCUGAUCCUUUUACCAAGAAGGACUGGUAUGACAUCAAGGCUCCUUCAAUCUUUAACAACAAGCAGGUCGGCAAGACUCUUGUCACCCGUACUCAGGGUACCAAGAUUGCUUCAGAGGGACUCAAGCACAGAGUCUUUGAGACAUCACUUGCUGACCUCCAGGGAGAUGAGGAGCAUGCCUACAGGAAGAUGAGGUUGAGAGCUGAAGAUGUCCAAGGAAGGACUGUUCUCACUAACUUCUGGGGAAUGAACUUUACAACUGACAAGUUGAGAUCUUUGGUCCGCAAAUGGCAAACCUUGAUUGAAGCUCAUGUGGAUGUGAAGACCACAGACAACUACACACUGAGGAUGUUCUGCAUUGGCUUCACCAGGAGACGUCCUAACCAGGUCAAGAGGACCUGUUAUGCUCAGUCUAGCCAGAUUAGACAGAUCCGCCGCAAGAUGACUGAGAUCAUGGUCAACCAGGCCACAUCUUGUGAUCUCAAGGAUUUGGUGCGCAAGUUCAUUGCUGAGAGUAUUGGCAAGGAGAUUGAGAAGGCUACUUCAAGCAUCUAUCCUCUACAAAACGUCUUCAUCAGGAAGGUCAAGAUCUUAAAGGCACCCAAGUUUGAUCUUGGAAAGCUUAUGGAGGUUCACGGCGAUGAAGAUGUUGGCACCAAGGUUGAGAGGCCUGCUGAGGAUGCAGUCCCUGAGGCACCUCAAGAGAUUGUUGGAGCUUAGAGGUUUCCAGUGUUUAGAGUUUUUGUUAUGUCCUCUGAACUUGAGUAAUCUUGUUACUUAUUGCUUGAUGUCCUAGUUUGGGAACAGGAAUGUCAUUUUGAUGUUUUGUGCGUUUAUUCUAUAUACCAUGUGCUUAAUGUUUAUUUUA
Argentina anserina (silverweed cinquefoil) is the source of this 1024-nucleotide messenger RNA. Its product is annotated as 40S ribosomal protein S3a. Gene Ontology annotation, cellular component: ribosome; cytosol. Gene Ontology annotation, biological process: translation. The transcript is spliced from 7 exons. Gene Ontology annotation, molecular function: structural constituent of ribosome. The coding region runs from base 97 to 876 and encodes 259 amino acids. The record is from RefSeq and is a predicted model, not a curated record. Lineage: Eukaryota; Viridiplantae; Streptophyta; Magnoliopsida; Rosales; Rosaceae.